Messenger RNA from Amphimedon queenslandica, 2001 nucleotides. RefSeq lists its product as uncharacterized. Lineage: Eukaryota; Metazoa; Porifera; Demospongiae; Haplosclerida; Niphatidae. The transcript has 4 exons. Bases 187 to 1647 code for a protein of 486 amino acids. The record is from RefSeq and is a predicted model, not a curated record.
GACUGGGUGGUCAGAUUGCAGAAUGACAGUCACAUUGCAGUUAUAAAUAUCAUUAAUGAUACCACAGUGAGUUUUAAGUAUAUUCAGCUCUUGAUACUUGAGCAAUACACCCACCGAUCACUAGCCAGUAGUCACUGCACACCUCUCACUUGGAAAAGAAACAGAUCCAGUACCUGAAGUCUAACAAUGGAGGUUGAUGAUAACAAGAACCUUUAUGAGGUUGACCAGUAUGAUGGAAAGGAUGACUUCCCUCAACGACCAAUAGCUAAUCUACAGAUACACGAUACUGUCCCAGUUGGAAGGAAAGGCCUAUUCUUUAUCAUUGGUAUACAAGUCUUUGUAAUCCUUAUCCUUAUAAUACUACUGGGUAUCAAUGGUGUUACACUAACACACUUGAAUACAGUAGAUAUGUGUGAUAGUACUGGAGCUAGCACUGGAGCUACUACUGGAACUGGUGUAGGAACCAGUAAUGAUGAUCAAAAGGAGCAGCUUAACAACAUGACUGCCAUUCUUCUGGGACUACAAGACUCAGUCUCCAGCCAGUUGCUACCUUUAGCAAGAGAUCAGUCAAACAUGUCCAGUAAUAUCUACAGGAUGACACAAAGCAGUGAUGCUAAACUGGACAUGAUACAGGGAGAUGCUGACAAUCGUAUGAUGUACCUACUGAACCUCACUGACUCUGUGUAUCAGAUACUGCAGACCACUAGUGAUACAGCUUAUAAACUAACAGACAUUGUUAGUUCCAUCUCUACUCUACAAGGAACCAGUAUCUCUACCUCAAGCAUAACUGAUGAUAUAUUAGUACUGGUACAGGAACUACUGGGACUACAGAAUGCAUCUUCGAUAUUUAACUCUAUCCAACCAGUCUCUUGUAAAGAUAUCAAGGCAGUCCUACCUAACAGUCCUUCUGGUUACUAUCAUGUCAACAGUCGUACCAUUUACUGUAAUAUGGACACACUCUGCAAUGCUACUGAAGGAUGGACAAGGAUCGGCUACCUUGACAUGACUGAUGCUACACAGAACUGUCCUUCAGCUUUCACAUUGUAUCAACAAUCUGGCUACAGAGUUUGCAGACGACCAAGCAACAGUGCCAGCUGUUUUUCCACAUCAUUCUCCAGUAACGGUAUUAGCUACAAUCAGAUAUGUGGUAAAGUCACUGCCUAUCAGUACAGAGCACCUGAUGCAAUUCACAACACUGGAGCUAAUCACAAUGAUAUCAAUGGCCCUUAUGUUGAUGGUGUUAGUAUCACUCGUGGGUCUCCUCGUCAACAUGUCUGGACACUAAUGGCUGGACUGUUUGAAAACACUGGCUCACAGAUAAACUGGGCAAAUUGGGCUAACUGCCCAUGUGCUAUCAACAGUCCUCAAUCUGUUCAGCCAUUUGUUGGUAGUAAUUAUUACUGUGAGUCUGGUAAUCCAACAUAUUCUUAUGAGCAAACUCUGCUAUAUUCUGAUACACUGUGGGAUGGACAGGGUUGUGGUACCAAUGAAGCUGCUUGUUGUAAUGCUAAUCCUAACAUGCCUUGGUUCCAUAGAGACUAUGGCACUAACUUUACUACUGAUUUCAUUGAGUUGAGGAUCUGUGGGGACGAGGGCUGGCUUGAUGAGGAUGUCAUGGUAUCUCAGUAUGAGAUAUACGUUAAAUAGAGGUCUCAUUAUGAGCUGCUGAAACACUACAACAUAUUGCUAAUAAUACAUGUACACAUUAUAUAAUACUUAGAAGUAUCUUAGCUAUUUCAGUCCCCAUGCAUUUUUGCAGACUAUAAAUAACCUUUUUCAUAAAUCUCAUUUUCUGAUGCGUAUUGGAAAUGCUAUUAAAGUUUGAGCUGAUUCUAAGUACAGCACUUCAUAAAAUGAGAUUUUGUUGUAAUGUAAUGAAUAUUGUCCCUUUGCUGAUUCAUAAAACAUUGUACUGUGUUAUAUCGCUGAUACUAUCUUUUAUUAUUGCAAUAAUAAAUAUACUUGUGUAAUUUGAUCACAAGUUCCCAGUUACCAUAGAAA